AUGGAUCUAAGAAGUCCUGACAUAUUUUACACAAGAAUACAACAUUACAUCUCCAUCCAAGAGGCUUUAACACUGCAAUACAAAGUAUUCGUCUGUGUCCGUUACCGUGAUCUAUUCGACCAUAGACUGCUACAUAUCAUGAUUGUGAAUUUGACGAACAGAAUGCUUGAUCAUGUCCUGCGAGUACUGCAGCUUAUCUUCGCCAUCAUCGUUAUGGGAACUGACGACUACACUAUUCGUCUGUUUCGCGGCCACAUUGUCUACGAACACUUCGACUUCGGUAGCUUCUACGAUUACUACGGCGUCCCUGAUUCAUGGGGAUUUCUAAUGAUCAAAUUCCAUGAUGGUGUGUUGAUUGGCUACAUUCACGUUGCCGUCGAGACUGUGGCUGUUCUCUCAUGGCUCGCUGGUUUCAUCGCUGUAGCCGUUCAAAUUCCAACCGACACUUGUUCGACGGGAAGAAAUUCUUGUACGAUCCUCAUCGUGGCGACAGUCUUUGGGGCGCUCGAAUUUUUAUUAUUCAUGAUUACCGCAGCCUUGACUGCCAUUCCCAUCUUCAAACAGUUUCUCAAGCCAAAGACAUCUACGACUGGACCCGACACAGUUAUCUAA
Molecule: messenger RNA, 612 nt
Organism: Botrytis sinoallii
Lineage: Eukaryota; Fungi; Ascomycota; Leotiomycetes; Helotiales; Sclerotiniaceae
Exons: 5
Coding region: 1-612 (203 amino acids)
Cellular component (GO): membrane
Source: RefSeq, a predicted model, not a curated record